This is a messenger RNA of Rhinolophus ferrumequinum (greater horseshoe bat), 7368 nucleotides long. RefSeq names its product general transcription factor IIIC subunit 1 (gene GTF3C1). Gene Ontology annotation, cellular component: transcription factor TFIIIC complex. Gene Ontology annotation, molecular function: DNA binding. Lineage: Eukaryota; Metazoa; Chordata; Mammalia; Chiroptera; Rhinolophidae. The record is from RefSeq and is a predicted model, not a curated record. Gene Ontology annotation, biological process: 5S class rRNA transcription by RNA polymerase III; transcription initiation at RNA polymerase III promoter.
GCCGAACGGCGUGGUGCGCAGGCGCCCCAGCACUGCGAGAGCAAUGGACGCGCUGGAGUCGUUGUUGGAUGAGGUGGCCCUGGAGGGGCUCGAUGGCCUUUGUCUGCCCGCGCUGUGGAGCCGGCUGGAGACGCGAGUGCCGCCCUUCCCUCUGCCUUUGGAGCCCUACACGCAGGAGUUUCUGUGGCGGGCCCUGGCCACGCACCCGGGCAUCAGCUUCUAUGAGGAACCUCGCGAGCGGCCGGACCUCCAGCUCCAGGACCGGUAUGAAGAAAUCGAUUUGGAAACUGGGAUUUUGGAGUCCAGGAGGGACCCGGUCCCUCUGGAGGAUGUCUACCCCAUUCAUAUGAUCCUGGAGAAUAAGGACGGCAUCCAGGGCUCGUGCCGGUACUUUAAGGAGAGGAAAAACAUUACCAAUGACAUCCGGACGAAGGCUUUGCAGCCCCGCUGUACGAUGGAGGAAGCCUUUGGCAGGUGGGGGAAGAAGCUGGUCAGUGGCCUCCCAGGACAUGCGCUAUCGGGCCUUGAUAGGACUGGAGGGGGACCCCGACCUGAAGCUCCCUGACUUCUCCUACUGCAUUCUGGAGCGACUGGGCCGGUCCCGCUGCAAGGGGAGCUCCAGCGAGACCUGCACAGCACGGCUUUCAAGGUGGACGCUGGGAAGCUCCACUACCAUAGGAAGAUUCUGAACAAAAACGGGCUUAUCACGAUGCAGUCACAUGUGAUCCGAUUACCCACCGGAGCUCAGCAGCACUCAAUUCUCCUCCUCCUGAACCGGUUUCACGUGGACAGGAGGAGCAAGUACGACAUCCUCAUGGAGAAGCUUUCCUCGGUGCUCGGCACACGGAACAACCAGAUCGAGACUCUGGGAAAGCUGCGGGAGGAGCUGGGGCUGUGCGAACGGACGUUCAAGCGUCUGUACCAGUACAUGCUGAAUGCGGGCCUGGCGAAGGUGGUGUCCCUUCCCUUACAAGAGAUCCACCCUGAAUGUGGACCUUGCAAGACAAAGAAAGGGACUGACGUCAUGGUGCGCUGCCUCAAGCUGCUGAAGGAGUUUAAACGGAAGAUGGAGGACGACCAGGAUGACGACGACGACGAGGAGGUCAUCUCCAAGGCCGUGCCUCCCGUGGACGUCGUGUACGAGCGGGACAUGCUCACGCAGACCUACGAACUCAUUGAGCGCAGAGGCACAAAGGGAAUUUCCCAAGCUGAAAUCCGAGUGGCCAUGAAUGUGGGAAAACUGGAAGCCAGAAUGCUGUGUCGUCUUCUUCAGAGAUUCAAAGUCGUCAAGGGAUUCAUGGAAGACGAAGGGCGGCAGCGGACCACCAAAUACAUCUCCUGCGUGUUCGCGGAGGAGAGCGACCUCAGCCGGCAGUACAAACGAGAGAAAGCCCGCAACGAGCUGCUAACCACCGUGAGCUUGGCCUCCGUGCCCGACGAGUCCCUCCUGCCCGAAGGAGAUGACACUUUCCUCUCCGACUCCGACAGUGAGGAAGAGAGGCGCAGCCGCAGCAGCAAGAGGAGAUGCAGGGGACCCCAAGGGGACGUGAAGUCCUCCUCGAGCGCAGGUCUCGGGCCCCAGCCUCACCACUCCACCCCCACUAAGGGUGGGUGGAAAGGAAACCUUCGCCCGUUGAAGAAGCAGCCGUCUUGGUCCCCAGGAGCUGCUGAAGACAAAGCGUGCCGGAGCUCCGUCAGCAGUGACACCGUCCUGGACACCAGCAGCUCCUCAGACCCCAGCGUGUCCUUUGACUGCAACUGCUUGAAGAGUAGCAGUGGCAACAUAGCUGUGAUCGAAGAGGUGAAGCUCGAAAACCCGAAGGACGGUAGCAGUUCCCAGAAGUCCGGGAAGCAUGGCACAGGCCAAGACAAACCCCAUGAGACUUACCGGCUGCUGAAACGCAGGAAUCUCAUCAUAGAAGCCGUCACCAACCUCCGCCUAAUCGAGAGCUUGUUCACGAUUCAGAAAAUGAUCAUGGACCAGGAGAAGCAGGAAGGUGUCUCCACCAAGUGCUGUAAAAAGUCCAUCGUACGGCUGGUGCGGAAUCUGUCUGAGGAAGGCCUGCUGAGACUAUAUCGGACGACGGUCAUUCAAGACGGCAUCAAGAAGAAGGUGGACCUGGUGGUGCACCCCUCCAUGGACCAGAACGACCCCUUGGUGAGAAGUGCCAUCGAGCAAGUUCGUUUCCGGAUCUCCAAUUCCAGCACCGCAAGCAGGAUUAAAGUGCCCCAGCCUCCAGCGCCUCAAGGGGAGGCCGAAGAAGAAAGCCAAGGAAAAGAAGACCCGAGCGGACCAAGAGGCUCCCAACCGAAUGUUGCCUCUAAAUCAGAGAGUGGACGGGUGAAAAAAACUGACAAGAAAAUGGGCAUAACCCAGCUUAAAAAUUACAACCCUGUUGUAGUUCCUGGACUGGGGCGUUCUCUAGGGUUUCUGCCCAAAAUGCCUCGCCUGCGAGUGGUCCACAUGUUUCUUUGGUACCUGAUCUACGGGCACCCUGCCAACAACAGAGCGGAGGAGCUGGGCGACGGCAGUGAAAGAAGAACCGGAAAGCAGGGGCUGGGCCGGCCGGGAGCCCCACCCUCCUCAGGGCAGGACCUGGAGGCCUCCUCCGACACCCCACCUGCGGACAGCCAGGACGAAGCCCUCAGGGAGGCUGAAGUGGAGCUCGCCACAGAGACAGUUUAUGUGGAUGAAGCCUCGUGGAUGCGCUAUGUCCCUCCCAUCCCCGUCCACAGGGACUUUGGCUUCGGCUGGGCUCUCAUCAGCGACAUUCUCCUCUGCCUGCCCCUGUCCAUCUUUAUCCAGAUUGUGCAAGUCAGCUACAAGGUCGACAACCUCGAGGAGUUCCUCAACGACCCUCUGAAGAAGCACACGCUGAUCCGCUUUCUCCCCAGGCCCGUCCGGCAGCAGCUUCUGUACAAGAGACGCUACGUUUUCUCGGUGAUGGAGAGCCUUCAGAGGCUCUGCUACAUGGGGCUGCUACAGUUCGGUCCCACAGAAAGGUUUCAGGAUAAAGAUCAGGUCUUCAUUUUCCUGAAGAAGCACGCGGUCAUCGUGGAUACCACCAUCUGCGACCCACACUACAACCUCGCCCAAAGCAGCCGGCCCUUUGAGAGGCGCCUCUGUGUCCUGAACUCCAUGCAGGACGUGGAAAACUUUUGGUUUGAUCUGCAGUGUGUCUGCCUCAACACCCCGUUAGGCGUGGUGCGUUACCCGCGUACGCGGAAGCACAGCAGCCCCGGCGAGGGCAGCGACGAGGAGGACAGCCUGCAGAAGGAGCAGGAGAGCGCCAUGGAUAAGCACAACCUGGAGCGCAAGUGUGCCAUGCUGCAGUACACCACGGGCAGCCGCGAGGUCGUGGAUGAAGGCUUGAUCCCUGGAGAUGGGCUGGGAGCUGCUGGGCUUGACUCCAGUUUCUACGGACACCUGAAGCGGAACUGGAUCUGGACCAGCUAUAUCAUCAACAAGGAGAAAAAGGAGAACAGCAUUUCAGAAAACGGCCUCACGGUGAGGCUGCAGUCGUUCCUGUCCAAGCGCCAGUUGCCCCUCGGGGCUGGAGGCAAUGGCCGGUUGAAUAUCUGGGGAGAAGCCAGAGCAGGAGCCGAGCUCUGUGCUGACCGUGACGAGCAGUGCGAGGUUGACCGGGAGCCCACGCUGGACCGGAACCGGAGAGUGAGGGGGGGGAAGAGUCAGAAGCGGAAGCGGCUGAAGAAGGACCCCGGAAAGAAGACCAAGAGGAAGAAAAAAGAAGACCUCGCGGAUGAGAAGAGCAAAAAGCCGCGUUACCACGACAAGGCGGACCAGACGGCCCUGCAGCGGAUGACGCGGCUGCGCGUCACGUGGUCCAUGCGGGAGGACGGGCUUAUCAUGCUUUGCCGCAUUGCCAGCAACGUGCUCAACUCCAAGGUCAAGGGCCCGUUUGUCCCCUGGCAAGUUGUACGGGACAUUUUACACGCUACCUUUGAAGAGUCUUUGGAUAAAACGUCGCAUUCGGUGGGACGAAGAGCUCGCUACAUAGUGAAAAACCCACAAGCCUACCAGAACUACAAGGUGUGCCUGGCCGAGGUGUACCAGGAGAAAGCCCUCGUUGGAGAUUUCAUGAGUCGGAAAGGUGACUAUGAAGACCCGAAGGUUUGUGCCAACGAGUUUAAAGAAUUCGUGGAGAAGCUUAAAGAGAAGUUCAGUUCAUCGCUAAAGAAUCCUAACCUUGAAAUCCCAGACACACUCCAGGAGCUGUUUGCCAGAUACCGAGUUCUGGUGAUUGGAGAUAAGAAAGACCAAAUCAGGAAAGAGGAUGAACUUAAUAGUGUGGACGACAUCUACUACCUGGUUCUGCAGAACCUGAUCCAGAGCACGCUGGCCCUCUCAGACAGUCAGAUGAAGUACUGCCAGUCAUUCCAGACCUUCCGCCUGUACCAGGAGUACAAGGACCAGAUUCUCGUCAAGGCUUUCAUGGAGUUCCAGAAAAGGAGCUUGGUCAACCGGCGCCGGGUCAGCCACUCGCUGGGCCCGAAGAAAAACCGGGCUUUGCCCUUUGUGCCAAUGUCCUACCAGCUGUCCCAGAGCUACUACAGGAUCUUCACCUUGGCGGUUUCCAAGCACCACUGCACAGAAUCGUUUCAGUUCUUCGACAGAAUCCGCGCUGCCGGCAAGUGGGACCAGCCUGAUAGAUUUUCCUUCAAAGACCAGGACAAUAACGAUUCCCCGAGUGUGGUGGCGUUUUCGCUGGACGGCCCUGGAGGACACUGCGUGGCCGCCCUGACCCUCCUCUCUCUCGGCCUCGUUUCCGUGGACGUCAGGAUCCCCGAGCUUGUCGUGCUGGACAGUUCAAUGGUGGAGAACGAGGUCAUUAAAAGUCUGGGGAAGGACCGGGCCCUGGAAGAGGAUGAGGACGAGGACGACCUGGAUGAGGACCCGGGCGCCAAGCGCCGGGGCAUCGAGGUGAAGGCGCGUCAGGCCUCGCACACCAACUACCUGCUGAUGAGGGGUCACUGUGCCCCCGGCAUCGUCGGCACCCGCAACCUGAACCCCAACGACAGCAUCGUGGUGAACUCCUGCCACGUGAGCUUCCGGCUGCGCCGCAGCCCCACACCCAUCCAGCUGGGGCCCACCGCCCCUUCUCUGGAAGACCUAUCAGUGGGAACCUCCUGCCUCCCGGACAUCUUCACCAGGCUGAUAAACCCCCAAGAGGACACUUGUAGCUUGGACGAGUUUGUCCACCAGGUGGAGCUGUCCGGGUACAAACCUGCAGAUGUGGCGGCCGCCUUGGAGGUCCGGGCUGCCAUUGCGGCUGCCGGCUGCUUUGGGGUGGACAGGGCGGCGCUGAGCACACAGUUCUCCUCCUUGGACACGGCCGACGGGGAGCGUACCAGGGCCUUCGCAGACUACGUGCAGGACCUCUUGGAGCGACAUCAGGUGCUGGAAGUCGGCGGCAACUCCAUUCGCCUGGUGACCAUGGCCUCGGCCCAGCCCUGGAUCCUGCGGUCGGUGCUGCCGAAAGGGAAAGAGGAGGAGGAUACUGACACUCAAAGAGAAGACCCCCAGGCCAGACCUCCGGAGGGCCCUUCCAGCGAGGACGACACCCGCGGACAGGCAGGCACCCCCUCUCAGGGCUCCCAGGGCGGCAAGAGGCGUGCUGGCUGGGCGAGCACCGACGCGGCCUGUCCGCCCGGGGAGGCUGACUCCGACAGUGCCCAGAAGCCCCCGGCAAAGCGGCCCACGCUCCAGGACGUGCGCUUGGGCCCCGGCCCCAGAGCGGAGGAGGCGACAGAAACCCCGGUAUGUGCUCUGCCCGUCGCUCCUGAAGAUGCAGGUGCAGAGGAGUCUCUCCCAGGAGCAUCAGAAGCCCAGCAAGAGGACCAAGAUGGUGUCGGGGGACCCGGCUCCCCAGGCCGAGAGCCUCUGAGCUGUCAGGCCCAGCUUUCCGAGGGCUCGGAAGACCCCGAGGGUUUGGCGGAGACUCCUGUGGCUGGCAGCGUCCUGCAAGCCAUGCAGGAAAGGGACUGUGAGACCAUCUGCUUCCUCAGCCGCCCAUGGCGCGUCGUGGACGGGCAGCUGAACACGCUGGUGUGCAAGGGCAUGAUGGAGGCCGUGCUCUACCACAUCAUGAGCAGGCCGGGCGUCCCCGAGAGCUGCCUGCUGCAGCACUACGACGGCGUCCUGCCGCCCGUGGCUGUGCUCGAGCUGCUGCAGGGCCUGGAAUUCCUUGGCUGCAUCAAGAAGCGCUUGCUGAGAAAGCCGGCGGCCGUCUCGCUCUUCUCCAAGCCCACAGUGGCAGAGGCAGAUGUGCCCUCCAGCCCAAGCGAGAGCUGCAUGGUGUUCUACGAGCCCACACUGGACUGCACCCUCCGCUUGGGCCGCGUGUUCCCCCAUGAGGGCAACUGGAACAAGUGGGUCCACUUAUGAGGCUCGUGUGGCCCUCUCGACCCUCCCUUCCCUGCUGCUGGCUCCUCAGGAGUGAGCUUUCCUGGGCCGCGGCCUCGGCCACGCUGGUGCUGUGGCCUGGAACUCCGGGAAGGGGCCUCCCGCCUGCCUGCUCCUCCUCCUGCGCUGGCCUGGGGGCCCUGGAGUUGUGGGGCCCCACCCUCGGCCUCCACGGUUCCCGAGACGUGGCUGCCCAGGCCCCGAGCGUCCUGUGUGGAUCUCAGGGCUGCCAGCUGUUGGCCAGUGCGGAUCAGGGGCUCUGGGUUUCAGGGUUCUCCCCGUCCACACACACACGUUCCUGAUUAUUCCAGCAGCACGACAGACUCACCUUGGCUCCCCAGAAAGACCAAGUGGCCCUGAGUGGUGGAGCCCUGUGGGGACGUGUCUCAGAACGGGGGCUGUGUGCCCCACUGCCAGGCACCCCAGGACACACUUACUCCUCUCCUGCCCGAACAGCUGACCCCUGAGGCUGUGUCACCCAGAUGGGAGCCCUCGGGUCCCUUUGUAGCCGAACGAGCCACGUGGCAGGCCUCCCGCUGGGAGGGUGCACCCUCUCCCGCUGGCUAGAAACCAGGAAUCCCUGUAGGUUUAGGGGUUUGUUUGUUUUCUUUUUCAGUCUCUUUCCUCAUUUAGAAAAACAAAAACAAAAAUCCCCUGGCAUGUAUUUAUUUAUUUUUUAAUUAAAGUGAAGUAAAUGCAUUUAGUUAUAUGUGUUUCCUAAAGAGUCUGGUGCCCGGAGGGAUUCGUUGUCUUCAGCUGCAAAGGAGCCAGGAGUGGACAUCCCCAGUAAAACCAAAGGACGAGGACGGGCUGUGGCUGGGCCCUCCCGCCUCUCCCCCUCAGUGGAGCCACACCUGUCCCUUGACAGAGAAACUCGUGUAGGUGGCAGAGGACGCAAGCCUGUGGCAUGGAUUUUUUUUUUUUUUUUUAGUUGCCAACAUAAA